Molecule: messenger RNA, 1820 nt
Organism: Acaromyces ingoldii
Lineage: Eukaryota; Fungi; Basidiomycota; Exobasidiomycetes; Exobasidiales; Cryptobasidiaceae
Exons: 7
Coding region: 19-1779 (586 amino acids)
Biological process (GO): protein folding
Molecular function (GO): alpha-tubulin binding
Source: RefSeq, a predicted model, not a curated record
CUCAGAUCAUCGAUGACGAUGGCCCUUCCCGCCGUCGGCCAGCGCUUCUCCCAGGGCUCGUCGCGCGGCACGGUCCGGUAUGUGGGCCCCGUGCCGCCCACUGCUGGUGUCUGGCUCGGCGUCGAGUGGGACGAUGCUAGUCGAGGAAAGCACGACGGCGUGCAUGGUGGGACGCGCUACUUUACUUGCCGAAUCAAAGGGUCAGGCUCAUUCAUCAGGCCCACGAACAAGGUCUCGUACGGCUCAUCGUUUCUCAAGGCGCUCAGGCACAAGUACGUCGGAGCGUACAAGCAGCCAUCGCCUGACGAGAGAAUAGCGUACUCGAGGAGGAACCUGGCCGAGAUCGAGGUCGAGAUGCCCAACAUGGACGCCGUCGCGAAGCGGGCAGAAAAGCUCGGAAAGCUCCGAGAGGUCGGUCUGGGAGGCUGGAGGAGGGUCGAAGGCGCAGAGGAGACGGCUGAGGACCAGGUCGAGGUCGCUCGCGCCUAUGAUGAUGACGAAGAAGAAGUGGAAGGCAAGAAGAUUGCAGAGACGUGUGCUAACAUACGAUGGCUCGACCUCUCCCGGUCGCUUCUUCCGUCCUGGGCGGAGCUGUCGAGAAUCGCCAUUGGCCUCCGUCAUCUCGACACGCUUGUGCUCCACUUCAAUCGCUUCGCUGAGCUCGUCGAGGACAGUGAUGACAGCAUACAAAGUGGUGCUUUUGCUUCAGUCAAGGAUCUGCGCCUCGAUGGCUGCGUCAUCGACUGGGAGCAGGUUGCACGAUUGAGCUGGCACUUUCCGAAUCUCGAAGUUCUUCAGCUGGGCAGCAAUCGCAUCAACCAUCUCGGUGGACGACCAGACGUGCCAGUCUUCCCGCGGCUGCGUAUGCUCAAUCUCGAAGGAAACGAGCUGCACGAGUGGUCAGAGCUGGCGCACUCGCUCGGGACCUUACCGAACCUUGAUCGAUUGAUUCUCUCGUCAAACAAAAUCUCGAGCAUCGGAGCGCCUGAGCCAGAGACGGGCAAGCUCUUUGUCACGCUUCGACAUGUUUCCCUCGUCGAUAACCCCAUCGCGAGCUGGAGCGACCUCGAGAACCUCGACAGAUGGGUGGCGGGCGGUAUUCAGAGCCUCUCCAUUGGCGGCGACAGUUGUCCACUGACGUCCGGCGUCGACUCCAAGGAUCUCCGUCCCCUGGCGAUUGCCCGCCUCGGCCGCUUGGAGCACCUCAAUGGCGCAGAAAUCAAGCCAGUGGAGCGGAGAGAUGCAGAGCUGUUUUACCUGUCGACAGUCCAAAAGGAGACAGGGUUCUCUCCACAGCAACACCCGCGCGUGCAAUUUCUCAUGGACAAGCACGGAGUGACUGCUGCGACACCGCAAGAGAAGACAGACGCUGGCACACUCCGGUCCAAACUGCUGACACUGCGAGUCCACCUCUGUCGCGCCGCGCCGACAGCGAAUGCGCCCCACUUGGUGCAGCUCGUCCGCUCCGCCGACGUCGACCUGCUCACGACGGUGCCCCUGCGCGCGCUCCGGACAAAGAUGGCCCGCAGCGUCGGCCUGUCCGGCGGCGCAAAGGCCAUCAGCGCGCUCUGGGCCCUCCUCGGCCCGCACAUUGAUGCUGAACAAGCCACAGCGCAGGCACUUCGCGACGAGAUGCGGCCAAAUGACGCUGCUGCGGCAGCGGCUGCCGAAGAGAGGAUCGUGUAUGAGAUGGACGAGGCAGGAAAGGACCUGAGGGACUACAACUUAUCAAGAGGCGAUGAGAUUGUCAUUGUCAGCGAGGAUGCAGCAGCAGCUUAACAUAAUUUUUGAUAGACAAUGCAAAUGGUGACGAGCAAACG